Molecule: messenger RNA, 1980 nt
Organism: Lactuca sativa (garden lettuce)
Lineage: Eukaryota; Viridiplantae; Streptophyta; Magnoliopsida; Asterales; Asteraceae
Molecular function (GO): zinc ion binding; nucleic acid binding
Source: RefSeq, a predicted model, not a curated record
CACAUCUACUUUUAUUCUUUGAAACUUUUACUCUUGUUUCCUAUUUUUGAUCAAUCAUCAAAAAGAUGCCGAUUCUAAAAGGGUUCGAACACCUUAGAAUGAAACUAGAUGCUAUAAAAAAAGCAACUAACGAAUUUGCAAUAGAUAAUCACAUCGGCGGAGGAGGAUUUGGACCGGUGUUCAAGGGAGAACUCAUUUCGGACGAGACGACGACAAAGACAGUGGCUGUAAAAUGUUUAAAUCGCAAGUUUGGCCAAGGAGAUCCUGAGUUUUUGAAGGAGAUCAUUAUGCUUUCAGCUUAUAAGCAUGAAAAUAUUAUCUCCCUCUUAGGCUAUUGUGAAGAGAAAGAUGAGAAGAUCCUAGUCUACGAAUAUGCAUCUAAGAAAAGUCUCGACAAACAUCUUACCAGCCACGAGUUAACGUGGGUCAAAUGCCUUAAAAUAUGCAUCGGAGCAGCUCGUGGAGUGGCAUAUAUUCAUAAUCCUGCUGGGGGUCAUCAAAGACUACUGCAUCGCGAUAUCAAGAGUUCCAACAUUUUAAUAGAUGAAAAUUGGAAUGCCAAGAUCACAGAUUUUGGUUUAGCCAAAAUCGCUCCAGCCAACCAGCAAAACUCUUUUAUUAUCACCAAUAAUAAUAAUGUUGUAGGUACAGUAGGGUAUACUGAUCCUCAAUAUAUGGAGAGGGGAAUACUAACAAAGGAAUCCGAUAUUUACUCGUUUGGUGUUGUUUUGUUUGAGGUUUUGUGCGGGAGGGUAUGUAUUAUUAACAUUAAUGAUACAUCUACUCCAUUUUUGACUCAUAUAGUAAGAUACCAUCAUAGACGAAAGAAGCUAAAGGAACUUGUUUGUCGUAACAUAAAGGAUGAUAUACAUCCCAGUUCUUACAAGAUCUUUUCAGAAAUUGCCUAUCAAUGUUUGCACUGAGAGUACAAUUUACGUCCAUCUAUAGAGCAGAUCGUGCGAGAACUUGAAACAAGCCUUGAAUAUCAAUCAGUCGCAGACACAAAUUCGUCCUUAGUGAAAGAGUUUGGACACCUCAGAAUUGGACUUGAUAUCAUAAAGCAUGCCACAAACAACUUUGGUGAUGACCACUUCAUUGUUGAAAGUGGAUCUGCAGGGAAGGUAUACAGAGGAGAAUUCAAACACUCUAAGGGACAAGUCAUGUGUGCUGUAAAGCGAUUGGAUUGUACCAUGGCCGAUACAGAUCUUUUGUUUUGGAGAGAGAUCAUGUUGCUCACAAGCUAUAAACAUCAAAAUAUUGUCUCUCUUAGAGGAUUUUGUGACGAGAGUAAGGAAAAGAUCAUUGUGUACGACUAUGCAUGUAACACCCAAAGUUUUGAAAGCCAAGAAAGGAAAGAAAACCCUAACUUUAAGGGGGACUCGGCGAGUCCAAGGAAGAACUCGGCGAGUCCAAGCGGGAUCCGGGUCGAGGAGUAAGUGACCGACUCGACGAGUCGGCCAAGGAGACUCGGCGAGUCAGGUCUGUUCGAGGAAAACCCUAAAUUCGGGACUUGGGGCCUAUUUAAGCGCCUCUUUCUCUCCCUUAGGGUUCCUUUACAGCCCCUCUAACCCAGAACACCAAACCCUAGCCGUCAUAUCCAUUUUUGAGCUAAUUAUUGUCUUGAGGAGUGCAUUAAAGCUUGGAGAAGGAAGAAGGAUCUUGAAGGAGCAAGGAGGGGCUAUAGAUCUGAGAUUGGGAAGAUAUUUCUGAACAUCUGAAGGUAUUAAGUCGUUUCCCUUCCUUUAGAUCUAUUUUGGUUGUGAGUUUUGGGGCUUUUAGCCAUGAGUAGUGAUCCAUGUGAGUUAGAAGCCGGAUCUGGAGUUGCUACUUUAAAUCUAAGUGUAUUUUGGUCUUGGAAAGCAUAAAGUUUCAGCCCUUGAGUUGAUUAUGGAGCCUCUUUGCCUUAAACCCUAUUUUGUGGUGUAUUUUGCCUAGAUCUCCUUCUCUACACGUAAAGUUUGCAACUUUACGUGGGGAAUA